Messenger RNA from Hymenoscyphus albidus, 2219 nucleotides. The record is from the annotation of a GenBank genome assembly. NCBI's taxonomy places the organism in Eukaryota, Fungi, Ascomycota, Leotiomycetes, Helotiales, Helotiaceae.
CAAAACUGGGACAUCUGGGUAUUUUUAUCCCUACCGCUCAUACUGUAUUCUCUAUCCGAUAUUGCUCCUCCUCUGCCAAUUCAUGAUACGGAAGUCUAUGGACCAUUCUCCGUGCCAACAACACCCUAAGCAUGAGAUAAAGCCAAUGCCAGUAGUCAAGUCACGAUGGCCUCCGCAAAUAACGUCAUGGCAGAAACCACGCCUCUGAUCCAAAAUAGAUCUUCCAACUCCACGACCUCGCCGGAAACCCAGAAAAGAACUGGCAGAAAUGUCACGUUCAGUCCGAACCCCUCUGUUAUAUCAAUAGGACCAAAUCCAAACCCCGGCUUGCCUCCGGGCCAGGGCCAAAAUGUAGCUUCAGUAGCUUCAGGAAAUACUCCACCUACCUUCCAGCAACCGAUGCUCUCCAGCCUCAACAGCAAACUUCGCCGCCGAAAUAGCCACGGCUCUCCCCUCAUAAAUUUGCCUACUGUACCCAUUUCGAAAAUUGGCCCACAGCGAACCACCAAAAACGCUCAAAAGCUCAAGCUGCUCCCAAAUCCCGAGAUUGGUGAAGACGGACCCGACGAAGAAAGCGGUCGAGAUGUCUAUUCGCAGUAUACCCGAAUAAAGGAUCCUACCGCCCGGCGCGAUGCUGCCAGAUUAGGCAAGGCAGAUAGGGAUAGACUCCCCAGAGUCACGGCUUAUUGCACAGCCAAUAAAUACCAAAUGGACGGAUUGAUGCGUUUUCUCAAGGGCAGGGGCAAAACCAAGCAUGCGGCUCCAAAAUUAUUCGACGAAUGCAUAUACACACCCUACAACUACGGCCGGGCAACUCCUGAUCGAGCUCAGGAGGUACAGUCUAUGCCAGUACAAUUAAGAGAGAGGAGGCAUUCGGAUAGCGCCGUUGAGGUUCUGGACAACAAUCAACAACGACGAGAAGAUCUCAUUGAUUUGCACACCGAAGGCGGAGAUACCAGCGUAGUCAAUGGAGAUAUUGAUAUCCGCAAUCAUCCGCACUCGGAGCUUGUGGAGCGGCGGAUGGAGGAAGAGGUAAUACAUGCGGAAAGCAAUGUCGACUUCGAUAUCCAAGUACACACGCCAGAAGUUUUUCUUUUUGACUAUGGUGUGGUGGUAAUAUGGGGUAUGUCGGUGAAGGAAGAGCAACGGUUUCUCAAGGAAAUUGCGAAAUUUGAGAGCGAAAAGCUUGCUCCAGAUGACGUGGAGACCGAGUCCUUCAACUUUUACUACACCAAAGAAUAUCAAGCGCGGAUAUACAACGAUUUUAUAACAUUGCGAGAGAAAACCAAUUACAUGACGAAAUUGGCAAUUUCUCAUGCUCUUGCCCAGAGUGUCAAGGUAUGUCAUUUUUCAAAAGUCUGCUCCUGGCAAAAUAACUUGAGCUUGCCUCUGGCGCUCAGUUUAUCCUAACUUUUGAUUGCAGACUUCACUAUUUGAGGCACUUGUGGACGAUACCAUAACAACUUGCAAGGACAUACCAACUCAAAUCGCUCUCACCGGUGCCAUCUCUCUAUCACGAACGCAGAUUAACAUGCAAAUUGGCGAAUUAUUUAUUCUAAGAAUAAAUAUCCAUCUAAAUGGUUCUGUGCUUGAUGCCCCAGAGCUAUUCUGGGUAGAGCCUCAAUUAGAACCCGUCUACCAGGCUGUCAGGAGUUACUUGGAGAUGGAUCAGAGAGUCAGACUAUUAACAGAAAGACUAGAUGUCAUUGCGGAUUUGCUGGCUGUAUUAAAGGACCAAUUAUCUCAUGGUCACGGGGAAAAGUUGGAGUGGAUUGGUAUGUUUUCCCUGUCUGCAUCCAUUCGCCUACCCACGAAACUAAUUCAAAUCAACAGUAAUUGUUCUCAUCGCUGCUGAGAUCCUCGUGGCAGUAGUAAACAUAUGCGUCGAUAUUGUUGUUGGGGGAGAUUGAAGAGCCAUUAAUGAAAGAAGUGUACAACAUAAUUUUCUGACGCGGUGUACAAAUUCAGCAUAGCGUUUUUGGGAUAUGGCUAUUAGACUAGCUCCUGGGUAAUUUUCGGAGGAGUAAAGAGAGUAGUAGAUGAGCGCCUUGUAAAUUGUAUAUGCCCUGCUACCUUGUACAUAAUACGCAGCUUCAUGAGAUAUUUCGAACUAGUGGGGUUGAAAAUUGACGAUGAUGUUGGUGGGUCUGGAGGUGAGGACGAAUCUCAUUGUAUCACUUUUCUUGUAGGGCUAGUAUGUACCUUUUUGCUAAUCGUUG